AUGGGCAACUCAGAAUCAGUUCCGCAGCAACGACGAGGACGCAGUCCCAAAGAUGGUCGAAGACGAAGUCGAAGCAUGGAUCAUUCCCUUGCAAAAGAGAUGAUGGCAAUCACGGCGGCCAAUUGCUCUCCUACCAGUACCAACAGCGAUAAGAUUGGCAAACCGACCGCAGGCGGAACGCGAAAAACUCCAGGUCGUGCCAAGAGCUUUGAGAGCAGCGUUGUGUCCAAACGGGAAAUGAGAGAGAUUCCUUCGGGGAACAAGAGUGGCACGAGGAAGAAUGUACGAGCAUCGUCGAAAUCUAGAAGCUCAAGGAAAAUCACCAGCAACAGCAACAGUAUCACUCUGGGCGACCAAGACCUGGAUGAGAUCUAUGACUUUGUGAAUCAAAUGAAGGAGACAAACCUGGGCGGGAACAUGCUGGAGGAAUUCGUUGUUCGGCAAGCAGAGGACAUUCAAACCAGCGAGAUGGGCGGCAAGCCAAGUUUGCAUUCUGUUCCUAUUCAGAUUGAAAUCAGCUAA
Seminavis robusta is the source of this 522-nucleotide messenger RNA. Lineage: Eukaryota; Bacillariophyta; Bacillariophyceae; Naviculales; Naviculaceae. The record is from the annotation of a GenBank genome assembly.